UCAUCCAUGCCCUGGAACAACAUCCAAGUGUAUUCAGACCCUACAUGUGCUACAAUGUUGAGAAACUAACACUUGAAUCACUGGAGGCUGUCUUCAAGGCUCAGCUCAGUGAAGUUGGUAGCACCAGACGACACGAAGAAACAAGGAUUCUAGGAUACUGGAGAGACUAUCUGCUUGACACUGGAGAACAAGAAACUGGAAUCUCCCUCCAAGACAUCCUGAUGUUUGUUACAGGACUGGAUUCACUGCCUCCUUCAACAAUUGAGCCUCAGCCCCAACUGACUUUUGAGAGGACUUCUAAAUUUCCCAUUGCCAGCACAUGUGCCAAUACAAUCAAAUUGCCAAUGUCCAAAAGCUAUGAAGAGUUCAAAAAUGCAAUGGGCUUUG
Molecule: messenger RNA, 387 nt
Organism: Xyrauchen texanus (razorback sucker)
Lineage: Eukaryota; Metazoa; Chordata; Actinopteri; Cypriniformes; Catostomidae
Product: G2/M phase-specific E3 ubiquitin-protein ligase
Exons: 2
Molecular function (GO): ubiquitin-protein transferase activity
Source: RefSeq, a predicted model, not a curated record